AUGCUCCUCUAUCAAUUGGUGGCUAGAAGAUCCCUAAAUAUUCAUGUAAAGGAAGAUGAUGAGAAAGAGCAGCAAGAGCUUAUCUUCCACACUAGGUGUUUCAUAAAGAAUAAGGAAUUUGGUGAUUUAUUCCCAAAUGAGAUACCUGAUGGGCUUCCUCCCUUAAGAGGAACUGAGCAUAGGAUUGAUUUUAUUCUUGGAGCUUCUCUACCUAAUAGACCUGCUUAUAGAGCCAAUCCUGAGGAAACUAAAGAAAUUCAACGCCAAAUAGAUGAGCUUAUGAGGAAAGGCUUUGUGAGAGAAAGCUUGAGCCCAUGUGCUGUUCCAGUACUCUUGUGCCUAAGAAAGAUGGAAAUUGUUAGGUUGCAUGGAUUGCCCAAAACCAUUGUGAGUGACAAGGAUGUGAAGUUUCUUAGCCAUUUUUGGAGGACUUUAUGGAGUAAGCUAGGAACUAAGUUGUUAUUUUCUACUGUGGUACAUCCCCAAAUUGAUGGGCAAACUGAGGUAGUCAACAGAACACUUACUACCUUGUUGCGUGCAAUAAUCCAAAAGAACUUAAAGAAUUGGGUCAAUUUUCUGCCUCAUAUUGAGUUUGCAUAUAGUAGAGCUGUUCACUCUUCUACUUCCUUCUCUCCAUUUGAGGUUGUCUAUGGCUUUAAUCCUUUGUCUCCUUACCAUUGCCUUCUAAUGAGCAAGCAAAUCUCGAUGGCAAGAAAAAGGUUGAGUUUGUGCAGGGAUUACAUGCUAAGAUUCGAGGACGAAUCCAUUCGAGCAGGGAGGGAAUGA
Molecule: messenger RNA, 786 nt
Organism: Neltuma alba
Lineage: Eukaryota; Viridiplantae; Streptophyta; Magnoliopsida; Fabales; Fabaceae
Exons: 4
Coding region: 1-786 (261 amino acids)
Biological process (GO): DNA integration
Molecular function (GO): nucleic acid binding
Source: RefSeq, a predicted model, not a curated record